UUUGGGCUGUUUUUGUUAGUUUGGAAGCAUCAGGAGCAACAAAAACCUUCACUGAUCUCCUACAGCUCACACAGGAACCAUGUCCGACAUCGCAACCAUUUAUAAACUGUCUGUAAUCGUGUGUACGCUGCUGGUCGUUUGUGUGAAUAGUUUAAGAUGCCCGGUGUUGGAGUGCUGGUUUGUUCAGGAGAGGCCGGGUCGUGGUGGUUUCUCAGGAGGAAUGAGUCAGGAGAAAUCUCUACUGUUCAUCAGAACCGGUGACGACGGUCAGACGACCGAGCAGAAACCUGCGGCCGACAUCGACCCCUCCAGGAUCUACCACAUCAACGAUCCUGCUGCCACCUUCUGCCAUUCCGCGCUCCACCCACCGGCGGGCUCGGUCACCAAACCCCAGUGUGAGAUGAACCCCUUCAGCCCUCAAGCUUCCAUGGUCAAAUGGGCCGCUGCGCUCACGGAAUCUGCCCAGAGUCCCGUCUACCUGGACGCCACCUGGUUUUCUGUAGCUGCGCAUGGUCUGAAUAGAGAAGUGAUCCUGUCCAACGUGAUGAGGGCGCCGUCAGGGUCCAAGGAACCGAGUGUGAUCCUCAGCGUCUCCAGUAAGACGUCCACAGUCCAGUCCCGAUUAGGAGAACCUGUCCUCCUGGACUGCGGGUUCUGGGUGGACCCUUCCUCGCCCCUGCACGGUUCUGGCUUUGCUGUGGAGUGGCGCUACCAGUUCAGGGGCGAGGGCAGGCUCAUCUUGGCCUACGACGCCAAGAGCGAUCGAUUCGCAGAGUCUUCGGAGAGCGGUGCCGAUCUAGAUGUCGUCGGGCUGCACGAGACAGGAAACGCGUCGCUGGUUCUAAAGGAGGCGCAAGUGAGGCACUCUGGGACGUACAUCUGCACCGUUUAUCUACCCCACCUGCUGGCUCAGGUGGCCAUGGAACUGGAGAUAGUGGAACCCCCGUCCCUCGCCGUGUACCCGUCCCCUCUCCCCCUGACCAUCCCCGGCCAGGUGGUGACGGUGCACUGCGAGGCGUCCGGUUUCUCUCCUCUGGGUCUGGAACUGAGCUGGGAGUUCAAUGAUACGGACGGUAAGACUCGAUCUCUCGGCCCUGGCAGAAUCUCGGGACACAGGCAGUCCAGAGACGGGACCUACAGCCAGAGCUCCCGUCUGGAACUGGAUCCCAGCAGGAUGGGACUCGGCCGGGGCGGGCAGAUCACGUGUGAGGCCAAUCACCAGGGAGGAAACGGACGUGUCAGUGUGCCUCUUAAUGUGAUUGGAGUGGGUUCUCCCACUAUAGAGGACUCUAUGGCCAUGGUGGCUGUGGGACUGGUGCUGUAUGGUGUGAUUAAGCUUCUCUUCUGGAUUUUCAGCUCUGCUGACGCCAGUGAUGUUGACUCCAGUGAAAAGAAGGAUAACUAAUCCUGACACUCAGCACGUCUUCAUGGAUCAACAACCAACCAUCAGUGUCUGCAGCUGCUGAGAAAACGAACAUCUGUAAAUAAACCUGUGAAUUCAGAUUCUCACUUUUUCAGUGCAAUUAAAUUCUUUAUGAUUUAAUGUUUGCUCUAAAUUUGUGGGGUUUUUUUAGAUCUACUGUAAUUUUCAGGGUGUUUAUUGUUUAUUUCUUUCUUUUUAAACAAUAGUUUUUAUUUUUUGAUUUGCACUAGCAGUUUUUGCAUCUUUAUUGUGUUUUUGCUUUUGUAUAGCUGGUAGUACAUUUGAUGAAUAAUACGUGCAAGUAGAUUGGGAGAUAAAAGGGGAACGCAAUCCAGAAAACAGGAACAAUUGCUGUAAAAUUUGAUUGUUUCCAAAAACAAACAAAAAAAACAACAUGGUAGAAAGAAAGCGUUUUUUUCUUGAUAAAAAUUAACUGAAACUUGGUGCAACAUUCCUAAAUAUCACAUUUAAACUUUAAGGUGUUUAUGGCAGAGGUAAAAUCGUCUUUCUUCAGUAAAUCUAUUCACAGAAAAUGAGUUAUUUAUAUUGUACACUGUGCAAAAACAGUAAAACAGUAACCACACCAACCACAAAAUAUUAUCUGGUUCUGAUUCAUUAAAAUGUACAAAUUAUUUAUUUUUCAGUGUUGCUGAGUUUGUUUUGUAAAAACAUGAUCACAUCCUGAAACAGAAUCCACUUGUUUUUCACCUCCGCCUGUAUGUUACGGAUCAGGACAGCUUGUUGGCCAUUAUUACUUAUUUAUUACAGGUUUUUAUUACUAUUAUGAUUCUGUUUCUCAUUAUUCAGAAAGUUUCAUUAUUUCUUUACCCUCGUCUUUGAGCCCAGCUCAGUCUGAAUCAGGUAUGAUUGUGUUGUAGUUUCUAAAAAAAAAAAAGUGUAAAGUGUAAAAUAAAAGAAAACUGGGGAA
Molecule: messenger RNA, 2351 nt
Organism: Trichomycterus rosablanca
Lineage: Eukaryota; Metazoa; Chordata; Actinopteri; Siluriformes; Trichomycteridae
Product: tapasin-like
Exons: 8
Coding region: 80-1405 (441 amino acids)
Biological process (GO): peptide antigen assembly with MHC class I protein complex; antigen processing and presentation of endogenous peptide antigen via MHC class I
Cellular component (GO): membrane; MHC class I peptide loading complex
Molecular function (GO): TAP complex binding; MHC class I protein complex binding
Source: RefSeq, a predicted model, not a curated record